GCACCGGCAAAGCAAUAAAUUGUAUCUUCAGCAACAAGAUUUAGUCACUUGCUAUGCAUCUUUUAUACAUACCCAACAUCUUAAUUUCUACUCUACUUCAAUGGCUUCUCUUCGUCCAUUUUCGCCCGUCUUUCUUCUUACGAUCACUUGUGUAUUACUCUGCUGCUUCGUAUCUCCUUCGAGCAGUGAUGACACUGUAACUAUGUCUGUGUACUAUGAAACUCUAUGUCCGUAUUGUGCAGAUUUUAUAGUGAAUCGUCUGGUAAAGCUGUUUGAUACCGGACUUAUCUCCAUUGUCAAGCUUCGAAUGAUUCCAUGGGGCAAUGCUCUUAUUCAGUCUGAUGGAUCCUUCGUUUGUCAGCAUGGACCAAAUGAAUGCUUCCUGAAUGCCAUUGAAGCUUGUGCUAUAACCAUCUACCCUGAUGUAGAGAGGCAUUUUAGAUUUAUACAGUGCAUGGAACGACUAGCCAUAGAGAACCAACUCAACCAGUGGGUUAAUUGCUAUCAAAUUGCUGGUUUGGCUAAGGAACCGGCCAUUGAUUGCUACACCAAUGGACAUGGGAAUAUGAUUGAACAACAAUUUGGUGGUGAAACAACAGGACUUAGUCCGCCACACAGAUUCGUGCCAUGGAUAGUUGUAAAUAAUCAACCACUUCAAGAGGACUUUGAGAAUUUUGUGAGCUAUGUGUGCAAGGCUUAUACAGGGACUCAACUACCAGAGGCAUGUCAAUCACUACCUGCUGCCACCAAUUCGUUGCUCACCGAAAAUCCCAUCAGUUCAGUUUGCUUUUCGGACAAAACACCAAACUUCACAAUUUCAUCAUCAACAAUUAAAUCCUUUACAUCAACCCAUCAUUGAUGAUGCACUCAAAAGAAUUCAGGUGGAAUCAUUCACUAAAAUGGUACUUUAGUAAUUAGUUAGUCCAGAUUCGUUCAUAUGGAACUUGUUACCGAUGUGCUAUUUGUGGCAUAAAACUCGUGCUGAUAUUAAAUUAGAAUUUUGGAUAAUUGUGAUUUAGGAUCAUUUGGUGAAAUUCUUACU
Molecule: messenger RNA, 1042 nt
Organism: Mercurialis annua (annual mercury)
Lineage: Eukaryota; Viridiplantae; Streptophyta; Magnoliopsida; Malpighiales; Euphorbiaceae
Product: gamma-interferon-responsive lysosomal thiol protein
Exons: 5
Coding region: 101-859 (252 amino acids)
Molecular function (GO): oxidoreductase activity, acting on a sulfur group of donors, disulfide as acceptor
Source: RefSeq, a predicted model, not a curated record